Messenger RNA from Canis lupus familiaris (dog), 1436 nucleotides. Its product is annotated as antifreeze protein Maxi-like. The record is from RefSeq and is a predicted model, not a curated record. NCBI's taxonomy places the organism in Eukaryota, Metazoa, Chordata, Mammalia, Carnivora, Canidae. Bases 282 to 1067 code for a protein of 261 amino acids. The transcript is spliced from 3 exons.
CUGACAACACUGAAUACUUUGGCCAAUUGGAAGUUAGGCACCUGCAUCCUGCAGAGCAACGAAGGCAGCCACGGUCAUUGUCAUGGUCACUAUUUUGCCUGGACUCCCUCAGCCUCAGACCAGGGGCUGUUGUGUGUAGAAGAGACACAGUGAGUGGCCUGAAGCAGAAGACUACAGAGCACCACUCUCCUUGGACACUCUGGCGGUGUGAAGUCUUGAGCCACCCCAAGCAAAAAGAGAAGAUGGAAAAACAAGGUCCCAGCACAGAGGGAAAGCGGUAGAUGUCCCACAGCAGAGCAAGUAGCCAGGGAGCGACAGAUGGGGGCCGGCUGGGGGCCCCACAACUACCCCUCCUGGGUCAGCCGCAGGGCCAGCACCUGCCAAGGGCAGCAGCCACCAGAGCUGCAGAUGGAGGAUCCAGAUGUUCUCCACCUUUCCCCACUGGAUGUCCCUGUACAAGACCUUGCUCGCAGGAAGUGAAGACUCGCCCACACUUCAGAGUAGGAGAUACUCAACCAGAGAAAAAACUCCCAGGAAGCUCAGCACUUCUGCUGGCAGCAGCCCUUCCCGCACCCACAGGAGCUGCACCCGCACGAGCUGCACCCGCAGGAGCGGCGGCAGCAGCAGACCACGGGGACACUGCAGCAGCCCCCACAGCAGCCGCAGCAGCAGGGGCAGCAGGACGAGCAGCAGCCCACCCGGUAGCACCUGCAGGUGGUACAGCUGCCCCCGCAGCCCCCGCAGCCUCCACAGCCUCCGCAGCUACUGCAGCCUCCGCAGCCUCCACAGCCUCCGCAGCCUCCGCAGCCUCCGCAGCCACUGCUGCAGCCACCGCAGCCUCCACAGCCACAGCACCCCAUGGUGUCAGUAGAGAGGACUCAGGACAGGUGAGGAGGGCGAUCAGGAGAGGUCGAGGGGGGUCUGAUGCCGCCUUCCGCUGGGGGACCCCCUUAUAUACCAGCACCACAAGUCAAGCCAGUGCCUUGUUUACCUGUCUUCCCAGUAAAGAUCUCACGAGGCCUCUUCCACCCUUCCUUGUUGAAGUCGUGGUCAGUUAUCCUUGCUAAUUUUAACCUUCACUUGUCUCUUAAAUCUAUAUCUGGGUUAGAACAUACUUCUAAGAGGUGUGCGCCCAUGAGAACGUAAGGGCAUAUCUGUUUUUUGCCCUGGGGCCUACCAGAGUGCCUGGGCCCUUGUAAGCAUUCAACAGAUAGCUGUUGAGUUACAUAAAUGCCUGAAAUAUUUAAGAACAAUCUUUAUUAUUAUUAUUAUUAUUAUUAUUAUUAUUAUUAUUAAUUAUUUAAAUUGUAACCGUGGGAAUCUGAGUCUAGAAGCAGGUAAAAGUCCUGUGUUGCCAUAGAAACCUCUUAGUCAUCAUGGGUUUCAAAAAAAAAAAAAAACCAUUGCUUUGCUCUCUUCUGGGAUUCAUGGCACAC